Messenger RNA from Naegleria lovaniensis, 567 nucleotides. RefSeq lists its product as uncharacterized. The coding region runs from base 1 to 567 and encodes 188 amino acids. Gene Ontology annotation, cellular component: transcription factor TFIIH holo complex. The record is from RefSeq and is a predicted model, not a curated record. The transcript is spliced from 3 exons. Gene Ontology annotation, biological process: regulation of transcription by RNA polymerase II; regulation of cyclin-dependent protein serine/threonine kinase activity; DNA repair. NCBI's taxonomy places the organism in Eukaryota, Heterolobosea, Eutetramitea, Acrasida, Naegleriidae.
AUGUCUGAACUUGAUAGAGAAGUCCGUGUUCGCAAAGAUGUGCUCCGAGUAUUUAAUUUGAGAAGAGAAAAUUUUGCAACACUACGAGAAUAUAAUGAUUAUUUGGAAAAAGUAGAGGAUAUUAUAUUUGAUUUGGCCUAUUCCAACGACAAUGAAGUAAAACUCAAGCGACAACGAGAAAUUGAUGAAUUCAAACAAGUGAACAAAAAUCUCAUUGCAAAGAAUAGAGCCUUACAAGAAAAUGAAUACAAACAAAAGAAACUUGAAGAAGAACGAAAGUUAAUGGAAGCGGAAGAAAGAAAAGAAAAAGAAGCAGUACACAAACAUUUACAAGAAAUUACUAUGCAGGAAAAACAAGAAGAAAAAGCAGCCUCUACCAGUUUUAUGGGUAUUUUCCCAAGCCAAUUACAGAAACGACAACCUGCACCAAAGAUGAUUAUUCAAACCGCUGAGCCUUAUUCCAAGCUUUCAAAGGAAGAUCAACGAAGGUUUGAAAGAGCUGCUGGAUACUCUGCAUCGUUUGUUUUGGAAAGAGCCAACCAAGAAGCAUACCGUUUAGUGUUGUAA